UGAUAACGAAGUCAGAGUUGUAUAUUUAACUUCAUGAAUAGUUUGUACAAAUUGUAAAUAAAAAGACUCAAAUUCAAUGAAUUCAUUUGAUUCUCUGCUUCCUCUUCAGUUUCAAAUAACCUAAAAUUAUAGUAAAUCAUUAUAUGUAGUAAUAUAUGUUUCCGUGUCCAUUACUUACAAUACAUCCUAGUCUUAAUUUAUUUAAUGCUGAAUGAAAUUUGUGGAGUAAGAUAAAUUCAGCGGGUUCUCUAAGCCUGUUUCUUUAUAAUUAAACUCUAAAACGAGAGGUCGUGAAAUACAAAAGCCGUUUCUUGUUAGUUCUAAAAUAGGUAAUGAUUAUUUUGUUUUAGAAUCACUAAUAUCGUAUAUUGGUAGAUAAAAGCAUCUAACUAUGUAGACGUUCUUAAAUAUUGAGUACCACCCAGAAUCUACUUUCAGCUUUGUGUAUCUAGACCGUGAAUUCGUACAUGGGCUAUCUACUUGCCCAAAACUCGAUAAUUAAAGUUCAUUUCUAACUUAAAAUAUAGAACUAAGUCCCCUGAACUCACUAAACCACAGCUUGAUCUUUUCAAAAAUGUCAUCGGAAUAAAUUUACAUGUUUACUUUGUGACUACAUUUUCUGAAUACAUUAACAAACUCCUGACUAUUUCAUUCUUUUUUCCUUAUACUUCAGGUGAAAUUAAACGUAGUAUUUCAUCAAUCUAUAAUCAAAUAAUUGUUCAGUAUAAUGAUAUGAUUCAAAUUUUAAUUCCCUCAACUCUUUAUAUUGUACAGAAUAAUUUACUAUAUUUUGCUAUUUCACAUUUGAAUGCUGUUUUAUAUCAAAUACUUUAUCAGAGUAAAAUAUUCACUACCGCUAUAUUUAUGAUAUUAUUGUUAAAUCAACGCCUACGUACAACUCAAUGGUUUGCUCUUUUAUUACUCAGUACCGGUAUUAUCUUAACACAGUUGCCUUCAUUAGAUCAAUCAACAUCGAGCAGUGAAUUCUAUUCAAAUUUGUAUGGGUUGUUAGCAAUUCUAUUGGCUUCUGUUACUAGCGGCUUUGCUGGUGUUUACCUUGAGAAAAUAUUUAAAGGAACACCAACUUCGAUCUGGAUGCGAAAUCUACAGUUAGGUCUUUUCGGUGUGCCAAUCGGUCUGUUUGGAGUUUUCAUUAACGAUGCAUCAAGAGUCAAAACUCUGGGGUUUUUUUACGGUUACACACCUAUCGUUUGGAUUGUAGUUAUUCUUCAGGCGUUUGGAGGGCUAGCAAUAGCCUUUGUCAUGAGAUAUGCUGAUAACAUUUUGAAAGGUUUCUCUAUGGGUCUAUCAAUGAUUCUGUCAUCUGUCAUAUCUUAUUUCGUAUUUGAUGAUUUUACUCCAAACAUGUAUUUAUUUGUCGGAUCCAUAUUAGUUAUCAGUGCAACGCUAAUAUACGGUCUCCCAGCAAAGUAUAACCCAGUCUCUACAGUUUACCAAAACGUAAACAAAGCAUAGACUUGCAGGAUAUGUUACAUCAACAAAGUGAGAACAAUCAAAUUGUAAAGCUUUUUUCUGGAAAAAUAAAAAUGACGUUCUGUUAUAA
Messenger RNA from Schistosoma spindalis, 1564 nucleotides. The record is from the annotation of a GenBank genome assembly. NCBI's taxonomy places the organism in Eukaryota, Metazoa, Platyhelminthes, Trematoda, Strigeidida, Schistosomatidae.